UCAGGUGCGCCGCACCUGUUCGCCCGCACCUGCCGAUCACCGCCCAGCUCGCUCGGGUGCACCGCAGCCGGGGGCCCAGGGGCCCGCAUACUUGCUGGGGGCCACGCCCUAACGGCCCCUCCACUUCUUUGGGUAGUCUCCGAGCACGCCGGAGGGAACCGCCUGGCCUUCGGGGCCCCUUUUGUCUGGAACCAGUCCUUCGGGCGAAGCAGGUUCCCUCUGCUGUGAGAGUGUCGCUUCACCGGAGGGGACGAUUUGUGUUUACCUCGGUUAACAAGAUUUGCAGUUAACCGGCCAAAAAGAACUUUUUUUUUCCUCCCCUAUUUUGGGGUGACUUAAAUCUCCAUUCAAAUUUUCUUGUGUUGCUUCCCAGAUUUUGUUUUACUGUUGGGUCGCCCUCCCGGAGCGUCCCAUCUUUUCUGAGACGGAAAUGGCCAAUUCGGGCCUGCAACUUCUGGGCUUUUCAAUGGCCAUGCUUGGCUGGGUGGGCCUGAUAGCGAGCACUGCCAUCCCGCAGUGGCAGAUGAGUUCCUAUGCGGGCGACAACAUCAUCACAGCCCAGGCCAUGUACAAGGGACUCUGGAUGGAUUGCGUCACGCAGAGUACCGGCAUGAUGAGCUGCAAAAUGUACGACUCGGUGCUCGCCCUGCCGGCGGCCUUGCAGGCCACUCGAGCCCUAAUGGUGGUGUCCCUGGUGUUGGGCUUCCUGGCCAUGCUUGUCGCCACGAUGGGCAUGAAGUGUACGCGCUGUGGGGGAGAUGAUAAAGUGAAGAAGGCCCGUAUAGCUAUGACUGGAGGCAUUGUCUUCAUCGUGGCAGGUCUUGCUGCCUUGGUAGCAUGUUCCUGGAUUGGUCAUCAGAUUGUCACAGACUUUUACAACCCCUUGACGCCCAUGAAUAUUAAGUACGAGUUUGGGCCUGCCAUCUUUAUUGGCUGGGCAGGGUCUGCUCUGGUCCUCCUGGGAGGUGCCCUGCUCUCUUGCUCCUGUCCUGGCAGUGAAAGCAAAACCGCAUACCGUGCACCCCGCUCCUACCCUAAGUCGAAUUCUGCCAAGGAGUAUGUGUGAGGUGGGGUGCUCAGCCUGCGGCAAGGUGUGGGACAAAGACCUCCGGUCACGCCAGCCCUGGACACCAUGUACAGUUCUUGGGGGGGCAGUUAGGGGAGGGACUGGGAAAAGACA
Chionomys nivalis (European snow vole) is the source of this 1180-nucleotide messenger RNA. It is a transcript of the gene Cldn7, whose product is annotated as claudin 7. The coding region runs from base 431 to 1066 and encodes 211 amino acids. The record is from RefSeq and is a predicted model, not a curated record. NCBI's taxonomy places the organism in Eukaryota, Metazoa, Chordata, Mammalia, Rodentia, Cricetidae. Gene Ontology annotation, biological process: bicellular tight junction assembly; cell adhesion. Gene Ontology annotation, cellular component: plasma membrane; bicellular tight junction. Gene Ontology annotation, molecular function: structural molecule activity. The transcript has 4 exons.